Messenger RNA from Cottoperca gobio, 2643 nucleotides. It is a transcript of the gene ccdc175, whose product is annotated as coiled-coil domain containing 175. The transcript has a single exon. The coding region runs from base 353 to 2569 and encodes 738 amino acids. Lineage: Eukaryota; Metazoa; Chordata; Actinopteri; Perciformes; Bovichtidae. The record is from RefSeq and is a predicted model, not a curated record.
ACAGAAGUCGCGAGCAGGUUCUCGCGGUGGACCACACAUUAUUGUAAUGCUUCAAAUGCGAAGCUCACCGGACCUCAUCUGAACUUAUUGCUUUUGCUCAGCAUAACGCUAGCUAGUCUUGCGGUUAAAUACAACCUUUAGUUACAGCAAUGUAUUGGUUUCACGUACCGACGAUUAGCUUAGCCACUGCUAACAAUAUUUUGAGCUCGCGGGCUUGCCGUAGCGUGCUGUCUUCUUCAUGGUGGGGUAGUUGUUGCCAUGGCGACCCCACUCACAAGUUAUCGGUGGCGGAAACUGAACCUAAAACUGCAGACACACCUUCGAGCGUAAGACACACAUAAACAGACAUUAAAUGGCUUCAUGCCUGGUCCCCGACUUCCCGGCCGUUAUGGUGGCUCUCGAGCAUUUAAAGGAGCUGGACAAGCAGCUGAGAGAGGAGGGAGUACCAUUCUCACCUGAAGCCAGCCUCCACCUGACGGAGAUAACGGCUGCUAUCACUGAUCUGGAGGCGGACCGGCGUGCUGCUCAUGAACAUUUAGAAGUGGAAACCAUAGAAAACAGCAAGCUAAGGCACCAAAUUAACGAUAUAAGAGAAAGAAUGAGCCAGGAACUUAUAGCUGACGUAGCAGCAGCCCGGGAAUCUAACGCUGAGGAGAUCGAGCAGCUGCACAAAGACCUCAACACAGUUUCUCAGCUACAGGAAGCCUCCGUGAAGAGGCAGGAAGCCCUCUUGAGCCAAAACAAAGCGCUGUACCCAGAGCGAGACCAGGUAAAGACCGAACACGAAGAGAUUGUCGCCGCUCAGAAUGAACAAAUCACCUUAAAGUAUGGCCUGCAGAUGCAGCUGGAUCGGACACGGGAUUGGAUAGAGGAGCUGAAGUCCUGCAUUGCUGCUGUCCAACAGGACAAAGUAACGCUGCAGCAGAAGAUAGCGCUGGAGAGACAGGCCUUCACUCUGAAAAAAGACAUAUUGUCCAGAGAGGUAGAUCAGGCUGAGGAGAAAAUUAAGCAACAGAAGCAAGCAAUCAGGAGGAGCAGAAGAGAGUUGGACAGACUUAAUGGCUGGAAACAGGAAACCCACAAUCAUCUGAGCAAGAUUUUGAUCGAUUUGGCCAAGAUGGAGAGCAAUUUACGAAGACUUGAAGCGUCUCGGUCCCAGUGCGAGAAACAGCUGCAGGGAGAGAGCAAAAAGCAUCAUGACUUGAGGCAACAGAGAGAAACGAUGAAGAAGGAGUUGCGUGAUCUAAGGGAAGGCUUCAGUGCUGCUGUCCAGCGGCUUAAAGAGGAUAUCGCCAUGGUGGAAGGUAAAAUAGAGGAGGGUCGAGCAUCCAGAUUGCUCUGUCAAGACACCCUGGCUAAAAUCUAUGAGAUAUUCAAGCGUCAGCGCGACGAAGAGAACGAAGUGAAGGCCGAGCAUUUCCAAGUAUCGCAGCAGCUGGAGCAAUCCAAGCUGCAGCUGGAGGAGCGCAUCGCCUCCGUGGUCAAACACAGCAAGGGGAUCAAAGAGAUGGACAAGCAGAUCCGAGAACUCCUGGAAACGGACACAAUCACCAAGCGUGUGUUCGAGAGAAAUCAGGAAGAAUUGUUUGACAACGUGGAUACAGGGAAGAAGAAUAUUGGACAUUUUGAGGAGGAGAAGAGGCGGCUGAUGAAGCUCUCGGAGGAGGCGAAGAGGAAGCAGGAGGAGCAUGUGGCGAAGAUGACCACAGAUAUCAGCAACACCAGAAGGAGAUACCAGGAGCUUCGACAAGAGGAGGCCUCACUCCAAAAGCGCCAGCCCAAGAGUGCAAAUGCCGACUUGCUGAUGAGCCACGUGACCCAGUGUGAGGUGGAGUACAGACAAAAAGAGACCAAACGGCAUGAGGAAAUAGAGCAGUGCAAAACAGAGACCGCGAGCAUCACAGGAAGCCAUGAGGAGAAGCAGAGGGAGUUGGAGGAGAAAGAGGAGAUGCUGAAGGCGGUCGAAGCAAAGUGGAAAGAAGAACAAUCCAGGCACCAGAGGCUGAAAACGCUGACCUCUGAGCUGAGGAAGAAGAGGAAAGAGCUGGAGCUGUCGAUUCAGUUGCUUAAGGUGAAAAACGGGUCUCUACUGCAGCCCAAAGAGAAGAUGAAGGCCGAGCUGGAGGAGAUGAGAGAAAGCUACAUGGACAUGCUUGACAAACAGGCCUCAGAUCUGAGAGCUGUGGAGGUGAGCGUCUACGACAAUGGCGUGAAACUGGAGCAGGUCAACAUGGAGAACAGCAGGCUGCAUCUCCGUAUCAGACAGAUGACAGAGGAAGUUGGCAGAGCCAGGGAGAACAAAGGCCGAUACUGGCAGGAGGUUCAACAGUUCAAGCGGGACAUAAAGGCCUUGUUUGAGAGCUUACAGGAAGCAUGGAGAGAGGAUUCAUCUGUAACUCAGGACUGUCAGAACAGCGAUGGCGUUCUGCUGGUGUCGAUGAGUGCCAUGUUGAACCACUUGAAGACCAGGAGACAACAGUUAGGGAACGUCAGUACACUCCUACACCAACAGAUGUUAGACUUCAGCAAACGACUGGGCGACAAAACAACUGUUGAACAGCAGAAUUGAGUUGACCUGAUGUGAAUUCAGAUAAACUGUGCAUGGAAUACUUGAUGUCAAUAUUAAAUUGUAAUUAUAAAAAG